AUGGAUAAAGCCAUUUUGGGCCUGACAGCCCAGAAGACACGAGAGCUAUUCACAAUUUGCGGAAUCGAGGACAGUGAGGAGCACCUUAAUCUGGUUAUCGCGCACGCUGCCGAUCAUGUUUACAAAGCUCGACUCGUGAUUGCUGGAGGUGCGACCGAGCCUAUUUCUCAGGCUAAGGAAGCGACUAUAGAAACCCCUCCGACUCCACCACAUGAAACUCGCGGGUCCUAUCGACUUAUGAAACAGACAGGAAAGGACGGUCCAACAACCUACAGCGAUAUGGCCAGCACGGAAAAGAAGAAGAAAAAGAAGAGGAAAAGAAGCGACAAGUCGGAGUUGAUAGAUCAACCUCCCGGAGCGUCAGUAGCUGAUGGAACUGGAACAGCCAAAGAUAAGGCUCCCGACGGAUCAAUUUCGCCAGAAGUACAAACAACGUCCGAAGUCGACGACCCCGAGUCUUCGUGUGUGCCGAAUCCCCGUGACAGCUCUUUGCCAUUACACCUAGACUCAGCCUUCGAGAUGAAGGUCAUAACAACAAUAUUGAUGCAAUGUGUCAAAUGCAACUCUGAUAUCGCACAAUAUGGGCAGCGCGACUGCAUGACCCUGGCAACAACUAGGCUCGAGAGGAUGCGGGAGCAUGUCAAAGAUGUCUCUGGAUACAAUUAUGAGCAGGCGAUUCACGCCAUUCGAAGAGACACUGCUUUAACUACGGGCAGAGCAAUACAGACAAGAUACAACGAAACUAUCUUCUGGCCAAUCAUUCUCAAGUGCGCGGCGCUGAUCGACCCUGCCACGCUGCCACCCGCCAAGGGCCCGGCUGAUGGAUUCACCAUGGCGGAAAAAGCUGCCACAAAGAAAUUCAUGGAGGACACUGGGUAUAGCGUGGGUGCGGAAAACCAGCGACAGUACCGCAUUUUCUGGAAAAACAUAUUCGAUAUGCGUGAGGCUGGCGUUGACAAAAUUCUCCUCUACCGUACCAAAGAAUUCGACAGUUUCUGCAGGGGCUAUUCCAAGACAUCAGAAACUCCACUCGUGGAUAAAGUUUUGAGAUGGGAAAACGAGUAUCGAUCUCAUAUCGAACAAUUGGAAAUGCGGAUUACCAAAUUGAAAACAGGAGACUCGAAGCGUCUUAGCUACCUCAGCAAUCUUCAAGUGCUAGAACGACUGAAAGUGCCAGAGCCCUCGUGGAAUAAUGCUUCAAACGAGUGGGCCGUCAACGCUGAAGAAGAAAUAUUCAGGCAACGCAGCUCACAGUCUAUCUCGACUGAUAUUCUUGGCAUACCACACGGUGAUGAAUCGGUAUACGAAGGUGGGUCAGACAAGUCCGCAUUCAUCACUCUGCUGCCCAAGGACGACGAGACUCUAUUCGUCUCUUCUAUUGUGCCGAUAUGCGAGGGAGACUUCCUAGGUAUAUUUGCUGGCACCAUCCGUUUGUCGGAGGAUUUCAAUGUCACCCACGGUAUCUCUGGUCCCGCUGAGAAUCUGUGGCUUGACUAUUCUCAGGUCACUGGGGCGCUGAAUCAGAUGCAGGUAUCUGAACCAGGCGGUAACGCAAACGUGUGCCUUUUCUGGGAGGCAUUCCAUGGUGACAAUGCGACGGAGCCGUGCAUCUCGUGGCGAGUCUCCGUCAAAGCCACCAAGCACAUCAUGCCAUUCGAUCCUAUCGUUCGCGCAGCUGCUCACCGAGAACAAUACCAUUUGCAUUCGUCACCUGGAAAUGCUAAAAGAGGCUUUCUCGAAUCUACUAACUAG
Penicillium brevicompactum is the source of this 1752-nucleotide messenger RNA. RefSeq lists its product as uncharacterized. The record is from RefSeq and is a predicted model, not a curated record. The transcript has 3 exons. The coding region runs from base 1 to 1752 and encodes 583 amino acids. NCBI's taxonomy places the organism in Eukaryota, Fungi, Ascomycota, Eurotiomycetes, Eurotiales, Aspergillaceae.